GCUGGCUGAGGUCCUACAUCCUCAGGACCGCAGAGCCCCAGCCUCCCACAUAGGUCUCCCGCUGCCCACACUCCGGCCUUGACCUGCAGGAUAAAGGCUGGGCCGCAGGCAGCUGGGCUCAGUAUCAUCUCCCCAGAAGCUUCGUGGCCAUGACACAGCUGCUUCUGCUGAUUGUGGCUCUCCUGGUCCUGGGUCACGUGCCACCAGGGAGAAGUGAAUUCAAGAGGUGCUGGAGAGGCCAAGGGGCCUGCCGAACUUACUGUACGAGGUAUGAAACCUACAUGCACAUGUGCCCAGAUGCCUCCCUGUGCUGUCUCGCCUAUGGAGUCCGGCCUCUGUCCUCUAAGACUGAAUCUGCGUAGCUGGUUCUGGGGCUGGGACCCGUGCUCUCCAAUAAACACCUGCUGCUGGC
This is a messenger RNA of Suricata suricatta (meerkat), 412 nucleotides long. RefSeq names its product defensin beta 124 (gene DEFB124). The record is from RefSeq and is a predicted model, not a curated record. Gene Ontology annotation, biological process: positive regulation of monocyte chemotaxis; innate immune response; positive regulation of chemokine (C-C motif) ligand 5 production. The transcript is spliced from 2 exons. Lineage: Eukaryota; Metazoa; Chordata; Mammalia; Carnivora; Herpestidae. Gene Ontology annotation, cellular component: extracellular region. Bases 150 to 362 code for a protein of 70 amino acids.